This is a messenger RNA of Triticum aestivum (bread wheat), 734 nucleotides long. RefSeq lists its product as uncharacterized. The record is from RefSeq and is a predicted model, not a curated record. Lineage: Eukaryota; Viridiplantae; Streptophyta; Magnoliopsida; Poales; Poaceae. The transcript has a single exon. Bases 33 to 395 code for a protein of 120 amino acids.
UUGCCCAGCACACACGGAUUAGCUAAGCUACCAUGGGCAGAAAGGUGUGCAUCUCCCCUGCAAUCAUCGCGCUUGUAGUGCUUGCUGGCCUGCGCGCGAAUGCUUCCGCCUUCGCCGGCGGUGCCGCUGCCAGCAUGGACGCGGCGCUGGCUGUGCGGCAGCUGACGCCAACGCUGUCGUCGAUGAAGCUGGAGGACGCCGUGUUGCCGGAGCUGGCGGUGGACCUAGAGGUGCACCGCCGCAUCCUCUUGGGCAUCCCCCAGCGAACCGAGAACCGCGAUGGGCCAGCCUGCCUGAAGAAUGGGUGUCCGGCGGACGGAGGAGCGUAUACCGACCGCGGAUGCCUCAAGAAGUACGGCUGCUCGUUAACGCCACCACAGUCCACAGUGAACUGAAGGGCACUACGUACGGGCGUCAAUGCAACCUCCUUCCUGCACGCCGUCCGUUCAUGGGCGCACUCGCGUUCCAUCCAUCCAUCCAUGUUUUAUUUCCUUUCCAUUUUGCAUUUCAGUAUCGUCGUUGCUAACUUUUCUGUCGGCAUGUACGUACCUUGAAAUGACUUGGUAUUCCGUACUACGUAGAGUUGGCAUGAUUGUGCAAGCGACACGGUUGUACCAUCCGGCUGAUGGUCGAUACUAUAGUUGAUGUUAUCUUACGUCCAGUUUGCACUUAAACACAAGUAAAAACAAUUUGUACAUCUCCUUGGAAUAAGAUCUCACUGCAUUUGGAUUCCA